This is a messenger RNA of Panicum hallii, 3265 nucleotides long. RefSeq names its product probable leucine-rich repeat receptor-like protein kinase At5g49770. Bases 443 to 3088 code for a protein of 881 amino acids. Gene Ontology annotation, molecular function: protein binding; protein kinase activity; ATP binding. NCBI's taxonomy places the organism in Eukaryota, Viridiplantae, Streptophyta, Magnoliopsida, Poales, Poaceae. Gene Ontology annotation, biological process: protein phosphorylation. The transcript has 19 exons. The record is from RefSeq and is a predicted model, not a curated record.
AAUGUCAGUCAGUUGGACCGAGUACAAUCAAAAGGUAGGCUCGACGGCUCUGGCAUUGCCCAGCUUCGCUUCUCGCCUUCUUCCUCCUCCCACCUCGGAAAGCUUUUCCUUCUUCCCUGGCGGCGCAGCCUUUUUCUGCGACAACCAGAGGUUUGUGGGCACGGUGCCUUGAGAAAUUAAGAUCGGAGCAAGGGAAAGAGAAGGCAUUCUCUUGGAAGUUCUGGCCCAGGCAGGCAGGAGCUAACGAUGGUGAGAGGAAAACAGCAGCUCCUCUUGCUGCUCUUCGUCUUGAGCGCCGUCGGAUCAAGAAUCGCUUCCGCGGACACCAACCCGCAAGAUGCGGCUGCUCUCAGAUCUCUGAUGAAGAAAUGGAAAAAUUUGCCUUCUAGCUGGGGGAAGUCCAACGAUCCUUGCGGUGCCAGUUGGGACGGUAUUUUGUGCGAUGGAAACAGAAGGGUCACGUCACUGUGAGAAUCUAUUUGCUAUGACCAUAAGAGGCACUCUUGGCGAUGAUAUAGGAAGCCUGACUGAACUAAGGGUCUUGGAUCUGUCCUCAAACCCAGAUCUUGGUGGCCCACUGCCGGCUGCUAUGGGGAAGUUGGUUAAGCUUGAAGAACUAGCAUUGAUUGGUUGUAGUUUCAGUGGUCCUAUUCCAAGUGAAUUAGGCAACCUGUCACAAGUCAAAUUCUUUGCUCUGAACUCAAACAAAUUAACAGGCAGCAUCCCGCCCUCAUUAGGAAAGCUUUCCAGUGUCACCUGGCUGGACCUCGCUGACAACCUGCUGACUGGACCACUCCCAAAUUCCAAGGACAAUGGAACUGGAUUGGACCAGCUUCUAGAGGCAGAGCACUUCCAUUUCAAUCGAAACAACCUGGAAGGUUCAAUCCCGGAAUAUCUGUUCAACUCCAACAUGAAGCUCAAGCACAUACUUUUUGACAUUAACAGAUUUGUUGGACCGAUACCACCAUCUAUUGGUGCAAUUCCUACACUAGAAGUACUUCGUUUAAAUAACAACGGUUUCAUGGGUCAAGUUCCUUCUCUCAAGAACCUGACUAAGCUCCACGUUCUAAUGCUUUCAAACAACAAACUAAAUGGAUCAAUACCUAACUUGGCCGGGAUGAGGUUACUAGAAAAUGUGGAUAUGAGCAAUAACAGCUUUACGCCUUCUAAUAUUCCAAGCUGGUUCUCAAAUUUGACUAACAUAAUGACCCUUACAAUGCAGUCAGUUGGAAUUUCUGGCCAAGUGCCACAGGAGCUGUUCAGCUUCCGUAAAUUACAGCAUCUAAUACUGAGCGAUAAUCAACUGAAUGGAACACUUGACAUGGGCAGUAACAUUAAUGAGGGACUAGAUCUUGUCGAUAUACAAAACAACGGAGUCACUUCAGUUACAGUGUACGACAGCUUCAAAGGCCAAUUUCUCAAGCUUCAAGGGAACCCACUCUGCAACAAUUCUCUUUUGUCAGACACAAUGCCAUGCACAGGACUACAAACUGAAGCUCCUAGACAGCCCCGUACCAUUGAAGUCCAGUGUGCCCAUCCUUUCAUCGAGACUAUCGUCUUCAGAGCUCCUUCCUUCGGUGAUGUUGUCCAGUACCUUCCUGAACUGCAGAACAACCUCACAGAUAAAUUAAACAGCUGUACCCCAAACCAGCUAAGCUUGGCCCACUCCAACGAUGGUGAAUACCUAAAUGUGGAGAUCAAGGCAUGCCCAGUAAACCAGAAGAGGUUCAACUACUCCCAAGUAUUAAACUGCUUCAACCUGACCCGUCAGACUUACAAGCCACCAGAAUUAUUCGGGCCUUACUAUGCAAGAGCGCAUCAUUACCCGUUCCACGACAAAGCUUCUCGAGCUGUUUUGAUUGGCAUUGUAACUGGAUCUGUUCUCCUGGUUGUGGGACUUACACUGGUUGGUUUUUACGCUGUGCGACAAAAGAAGCGGGCUCAAAAGCUUGUCUCCAUCAACAAUCCUUUCGCGUCAUGGGGAUCAAUGGGAGAAGAUAUUGGUGAAGCACCAAAACUGAAAAGUGCUAGAUUCUUCACAUUGGAAGAACUCAAGUUGUGCACCAAUGAUUUCCGAGAAAUCAACGCUAUUGGAGCAGGGGGCUAUGGAAGGGUGUACCGAGGAAAACUUCCAGAUGGGCAGUUAGUAGCAAUUAAGAGAUCCAAGGAAGGGUCCAUGCAGGGUGGCCUUGAGUUCAAGACAGAAAUAGAACUCCUUUCAAGGGUUCAUCACAAGAACUUGGUUGGACUGGUUGGUUUCUGCUUUGAGAAGGGCGAAAAGAUGCUUGUUUAUGAGUUCAUAUCCAAUGGAACACUAAGCGAGGCCCUAUAUGGUAUGAAAGGAAUACAAUUGGACUGGAGUAGGAGGCUCAAGAUAGCUCUGGAUUCAGCUAGAGGGCUAGCUUACCUCCAUGACCACGCCAAUCCUCCAAUUAUUCACAGGGAUGUGAAGUCCACCAACAUCCUCCUUGAUGAGAAGAUGACCGCAAAGGUUGCGGACUUUGGCCUGUCUUUGCUGGUAUCAGACAGUGAGGAAGGCCAACUCUGCACAAAUGUCAAGGGAACACUGGGCUACCUGGACCCUGAGUACUACAUGACGCAACAGCUCACAGCGAAGAGCGAUGUCUACAGCUUUGGUGUGGUGCUGUUAGAGCUCAUAAUGGCCAAGCCACCGAUACACGACAACAAGUACAUCGUCCGCGAGCUGAAGAUGGCACUUGACAUGGAGGAUCGCACACACUGCGGGCUACAGGAUGUGAUGGACCCGAUCCUUGCGAAAAUGGGGGGCCUCCUUGGCUUCCCACGGUUCCUAAAACUGGCACUGCAAUGUGUCGAGGAGAUGGGAACGAGCCGGCCCUCAAUGAACACCAUUGUGAGGGAGAUUGAGGGGAUAAUGCAGGACUACGGGCUCAUACCAGCCUCCAUGUCGACGAGCUCUUCGUUCAGCAUUGAGUCAAGAAUGAUGAAGGUCGGGCCUAAGCUUCCGUACUCUAGUGCUUCGACGUCACACUCAACGUUUGAUAUGGACAGCAGGGCCUUUGAAUACAGUGCGGUAUUCCCUUCUUCUCAUGGGAGCUUGAAGCCAUGAAGCCCUAGAUGUAUAGGAUGGAAAGCUUGAUAAGGGCACCAGUUUAUAGGAGAUGUGCAAAAAUUAGAGUGUACGUUGUUCAUAGGUUUCAGUAGGACUGCACAAAAUUCAUGAAGUUGACUAUUCUUUUUGCCUUCGAGAGAAAUUAAAACGUACAUAUCAGUUUUUCUUUUGAAA